AUGGCCGCCGCCGCUCCUCUGAAUUCCAAACCCUUCGCAUCAAACCCGCUACUGACCCGACACAACCUGAAAUCGGCCCGUCCUUUUCCGCCGACGCCAAUCACGACUCCCGCCUCAAAUCAAUCACGUAUUCCAGCAGCUUCAAACUCUUACUCGCCAUGCCCGGAAGAAUUGAUGCCGGGCCCCGAGCGGGAGGAUAGGGAUUCAGAGAAAAGAAGAGGAUUUUCGAUUUCGAAAACGAAGAAGUCUGGUGGAUCCCUUAAUCUGAAGCUUGGGGGACAAGUUUGUCCAGUCAUUGAAGGGGAGCUUUCAGAUGAUGACGCGUUAUUGCAGGGUAAGAGCAGUAAAAAGCCGAAAGUUGUGGGCUCCCAGUCGAGUCGUGCCGUUUGUCAAGUGGAGGACUGCAAAGCAGAUUUUGAGCAGUGCAAAAAGGAUUAUCACCGGCGGCAUUGUGCUUUUGUGGGCAAUGAUGUCCAGAGGUCUUUCCAGCAGUGUAGCAGGUUUCAUGUUCUAAAAGAGUUUGAUGAAGGCAAAAGGAGUUGCCCUAGGCGUCUAACAAGACAUAACAAACGGCGGAGGAAACGGGCAGAAUUCUGGCAGGUUGAAGAGGGCGGUGGCAGGAAGAGGUGA
Striga asiatica is the source of this 630-nucleotide messenger RNA. The record is from the annotation of a GenBank genome assembly. Lineage: Eukaryota; Viridiplantae; Streptophyta; Magnoliopsida; Lamiales; Orobanchaceae.